AUGGAGUUAUCCGUACGGGGCCAGGUACUGGCUGUUAAAGCAACAGCCCCUUUUGGGGAGUGCCAGGGAACACCGCCAGUGGCGGAUCUUGUAGGCAUUUGUUCUGCUGAGAGCACAGCCAAACAGGGUGCCUCUGCAUGUGCUGUGGGAGCACGCACAGGAGAAGCAGCUGCUACAUACUGUGACAGGGGUAUUGUUCAGAGAUGCACAGCUAUCAAAUACCACUUCUCCCAGCCAAUGCGCUUACGAAAUAUUCCAUUCAACUUAACCAAGACCAUCCAGCAAGAUGAGUGGCAUCUGCUUCAUUUAAGAAGAAUCACGGCUGGUUUUCUGGGCAUGGCAGCUGCUGUUCUUCUCUGUGGAUGCAUCGUAGCGGCAGUCAGUUUCUUUUGGGAGGAAAGCCUCACACAGCACGUGGCAGGCCUUCUAUUCCUUAUGACAGGAAUAUUUUGCACUAUUUCUCUGUGCACUUAUGCAGCAAGUGUAUCAUAUGAUCUAAACCGCCUACCAACAUUCAUAUAUAGUCUUCCUGAUGAUGUGGAACAUGGAUACAGCUGGUCUAUAUUUUGUGCUUGGUGCAGUUUAGGAUUUAUAGUAGCAGCAGGAUGUCUUUGUGCUGCUUAUCCGUUUGUUAGCAGGACCAAGAUUAUUCAUCUAAAGUCUUCCAGAAACUCUUCUGUAUGACUGCUUCUCAGAAGAUGAUCUUCUCUGCCCUUGUUCAGGGACAGGUCAACAAUAUUGUGCAAGGACUUACCACAAAAACAAAAAAAGUGAAAGGAAAGUUACGUUCAGGAUUCCCUGCACAAAUACCUGAUCCUUCAAAAUCUACCAGUCAGGAAACCAAGAGGAGUUCUGUUCUGCUUUCUAGCUGACUGAAAUCAAAGAAAGGAAACACCUUCCCAAGGACAAGAAUAGUAGGGGUAUCAACGGCUUCAGUCAAAAUACUGUGUCUACAUGUGUCUGAAAGGAGAUGAGGCUAUUCACACAGGAAAAGUUAAAUGGUUGGGAAAAGCUGGGAUGAGAAUUUAGGGCUAUUUCUAUUUGUCAAAUGUUUGUAAAUAAAGUAAUUUAUCAGAGGGGAAAAAAAUCAUUGCCAAAUGAGUCUGAGUCAGAAAAAUAUGCUUUUCUUUCCAUACGAUCAUGCUUAAUACACUUUAAUGCAGCUUCUUCGGGACUUGAAUUUAGGGGAGGUUUGUUAGUUUUUUGCUGUCGGAUAGACCCAGUCUCUUCCCCUGUACCCCAUAUGAAUGUUCUUUGUCAAAACAAGAAUCCUGCUUGGUUUCAUUUCCCUUUGUACUUUAUAAGUAACUAAAAAUGUUCAUUGUUUGUAUAGAUGAGAGAGUCAUUCAUUCCCACUGAUAUUGUUGGAAGUUACCUCUGUUGUGAAGC
Molecule: messenger RNA, 1389 nt
Organism: Terrapene triunguis (Three-toed box turtle)
Lineage: Eukaryota; Metazoa; Chordata; Testudines; Emydidae
Gene: TMEM178A
Product: transmembrane protein 178A
Exons: 4
Coding region: 1-684 (227 amino acids)
Biological process (GO): regulation of cytosolic calcium ion concentration; negative regulation of osteoclast differentiation
Cellular component (GO): endoplasmic reticulum membrane
Source: RefSeq, a predicted model, not a curated record